AUGUUGAAAAGUAAAAUCUCACCCAAAUUGAAAGAUCCGGGCAGCUUUAGAAUUGCAAUUUCCAUUGGGGGUCGAGAGGUUGGAAGAGCUCUUUGUGACUUGGGAGCUAGCAUUAAUCUCAUGCCUAUAUCAAUUUUUAGGAAGUUGGGAAUCGGAGAAGCAAGGCCAACCACUGUCACUUUGCAAUUAGCGGAUCGUUCCAUGGCGCAUCCGGAAGGGAAGAUUGAAGAUGUGUUGGUGCAAGUGGAUAAGUUUAUUUUUCCGGCGGAUUUCAUUAUCCUUGACUAUGAGGCCGAUAGAGAAGUCCCUAUUAUUUAG
This is a messenger RNA of Cannabis sativa, 318 nucleotides long. RefSeq lists its product as uncharacterized. The coding region runs from base 1 to 318 and encodes 105 amino acids. The record is from RefSeq and is a predicted model, not a curated record. The transcript has a single exon. NCBI's taxonomy places the organism in Eukaryota, Viridiplantae, Streptophyta, Magnoliopsida, Rosales, Cannabaceae.